Coregonus sp. 'balchen' is the source of this 25949-nucleotide messenger RNA. The record is from the annotation of a GenBank genome assembly. NCBI's taxonomy places the organism in Eukaryota, Metazoa, Chordata, Actinopteri, Salmoniformes, Salmonidae.
AUGCGAGUGCCAAAGAACCUGGGGAUGGCCUCCCUUCCCCCCGCGGACGAAACCGACCUGGACAGGAAGAGCAUGCUGCGGGUGGAGGAGAGCACCAAGGGGAAAGCUCGCAGGAUGUGGAAGUUCCUCAGCACUGGAAUGAAGCAGAAUGUGGACAAGGUAAAGAAAAUGUCUCUAUACAUCCCAAAUGGAACCCCAUUCCCAAUAUACCCUAUAUAGUGUACUAUAUAGGGAAUAGGGUGCCAUUUGGGAUGCAUCCACUCUCUCUUUGGUUGGAGGCGUUAUAUUUGGUAGGCGACAUCAGCAAAGACGUUUCUAUUUACCCUAACUCUCUCCCUCUCUCCUAGAUAAGAAACUUUGAUGUCAAGAGCGCUGUUCUCACCCAUGGCCUGCAGCACUUACGUAAUUUCCCUUGCAACGACCCUGUGCGCCACAUGACCUACGGCAAGGGGGCGGCAGGGUUCAUCAGCCUCCACAGGGAAGGCAGGGUCGUUAUGUACCACCCAGACGGGCGUCUCCGUGACCCCCCACCCUCCUCUGUCUCUGUCCCCUACAUGGGCCUAACCUCCACUCAGCUCCCUGGGCGUCUGGUGGGCUGGGGGCCCGGGGCAAGCCUCAUGCUGCUGGACAGUGAGCUGCGGCCCCUUGCCGCCGCUCUGGACCCUCUGGAUGUGCAGGUUUGCCAGGUCACAGAGCAGUCCCUGGAGCUGGUGACAGCGGGGGCGGGGAACGUGUGUGUGUGGUGUCUGACUCACAUGGUGUGCCGGGUGAGAGUGACGGAGGGUCUUGGGCGCCACAGCAUUUUUACCCAGCUGGCGUUGGCCCCACCGGGCCACGAGAGGCCUCACAGGGCUUUCGUUGUUUACGGGAGAGCUGUGGUUGUCGUUGACCUCACUGCUGGACGUGUUCUGGAGCACAAAAGGAACCUCCACCUACGGUAAAUGUGUGGGUGUGUGUCUGUGUGUUCAUGAUUGUUGGAAAGUGGGCAGUUUUAGGCAAAAUGUCACCUCAACUGAUCUGCUGACAGAGUGAACAUGUCUCUUAUCUUCAGGGAUAUCACUGCACUGGUGUACAGCUUUCAUCUGGACUUUGUGGUCACUGCGUCCAAAGAUGUUUCCAUCAGAGUGUGGGGUCCUGACUGGGGGCUUUGUAUGGCGUUUGUAGGACACACUGGUGAGAUAACCACUUGGUUGGGGGAAAAACCUUCCCUAUGAUUCCAGCUAGUCAAGUCAAGUGCAUUUAACAAAGGUCACAACACACUUUGCGUGUGUGUGUAUGUGUGUGUGUGUGCGUGCGUGCAGGUUUGGUGACCUCUCUGGCUUGCUGUCCGGAGUCUGGCUUGCUGCUCUCUGCCUCCCUGGAUGGGACGCUGCGUUGCUGGAGCAUGGAGGGGGGGGACCAGGUCCAGUGUGUCCCCAUCGAGGGAGGGGAGCCCCCUCUGGCCCUGGGGGGUCCGAUGAAAGGGGGCAGCUUCUUUACUUUCUCCCAGCAAGGAGUGGACUUCUGGACCAUCAGCAACCUGUAUAACCUGCACUGCAAGCUGGGAGGGGACCUGGGUGGCCCCGUGAGACAGAUAGUAGUUCUCUCUUGUCCUCCGCCCUACCCCACCCGGGUGCUUUGCGUCAGCGGCCACAGUAACGUCACGCUAGUGGCCGCCGAGACAGGGGCGGUCCUAACCUCCUUUGACGCGGGGCAGAGGGUAAGGUGCGCCGAUUACUGCUUGCCCAAAGAGAUUCUAUUGGUCCUGACGGAGGGCGGAACAUUGAUCCGGGCCAGCACGAUGACCAAUCCAGCGACGUGUGUGGAUGAGUGGAAGGGACGAGGACAGGGUCCAUGGCAGAGGGAGGAGCAGACGGAUGGGGAGGGGGAUCAGUGUAUCGCAAGGCCAGGCCCAGCCUCCUGCAUGGUGCUCUACAGCAACAUAGCCGACAGACAGAGAGCGCUAGAGGAGUGGAAGAACCUGCAGGAGCAGAGAGGCCAGAGACCCACAAACAAGAAACCUCUUCAUGAUGCCAAGAACCGGUAAGAUCCCUCCUGUGUUCCUAAUUUAGACUUGUCUUGAUAUUAUUGACAGUCCCUUUAUAUUUGAUCAUGAAUCCCUCUAUAAUUACCCAACCAAGCACUCAAUGUUUGAAUCUGUUAAAUCUGUUAUAGUCUGUUACUACAUUAAGACAGGAUGUUGGGUGAAGUUUCCCCUAGACGCUGUUCAAUUUUGCAUUUUUCGAGGUUAGGAUUGGGAGAGGGGUAAUCUCGCAAGAUUUGAGUUCUGGGUUAACCGAGAUUAGGGGAGGGGAAACUGAUCCUAGAUCUGAACCUAGGGGAAACUUCACCCCGGAGCUCAAAACAGUGUGCCAACCAUCCAAAGUAGUGAUAUGGUAUGACUCCCUAUGACUACCCCUGGGACAGGUUCCUGGUAAUGCUGGGGCACAAUGGUGGCUGUGUGAGUGUGCUGAUACUGGAUACAGGAAAGGUGCAGUACAGGACCCCCGCACACAACGGCCAGAAAAUCACCUCCAUGCAGGCAGACCCUGAGAACAGCUACCUACUCACAGCCGGUAUGCAGCACUCUAUUGGCUCUAUGAGAUGAUGAUGUUGGUGGUGAUGAUAAUGGUAAUAAUGAUGAUGAUGAUGGUGAUGGUGGGGAUGAUGGUGAUGGUGAUGAUGAUGAUGGUAGUGGUGGAGGUGAUGAUAAUGAUAAGGAUGAUGAUGACACGGGGGGCCAGUAUGAAAAUGUAUGCACUCACUAACUGUAAGUCGCUCUGGAUAAGAGUCUGCUAAAUGACUAAAAUGUCAAAUGAUGAUGGUGAUCAUCAUCCCUUUCUCUCCCUUUCAUCAGGCGAGGACAAGGCAGUGCUGGUCUGGAGGGUGUUUCCCUAUGCCCAGGAGUGUCUCAGCCUGCACUUAAACCUUUUCUGUGGGCAUCCUCCGCUCUACUUGGCCCUGCUGGGGCCUCUUCUGGCCCUAGCCUUCCAGGAUCCCGAUAGCGCCACCUAUAGCCUGGUGCACUUCAGCCUGCUCAACCAGAGUCGCACUGACCAUCCGCCCAGUGAGGACCAUCUGGACUGUAUUACGGGUGAGACAGAAUACACUGUGUUUUAGAUACUAUAGAUAUGGGACCGUAUGUAUGAAACGUCUCAGAGUAGGAGUGCUGAUCUAGGAUCAGGUCCACCUUGUCCAUGUAAUCUUAUUCAUUGUAAUCUAAAAGGCUAAACUGAUCCUAAAUCAGCACUCCUACUCUGACACAAUUAAUACAUAUGGCCCCUGAGACGCUCAACAAGUUAAUGUAGCUCAAACUAUACUGAACCAAAAUAUAAACGCAACAUGCAACAAUUUCAACUAUUUUACUGAGUUACAGUUCAUAUAAGGAAAUCAGUCAAUUGAAAUAAAUUCAUUAGGCCCUAAUCUAUGGAUUUCACAUGAAUUGGCAGGGGCGCAGCCAUGGUGGGCUUGGGAUGGCAUAGGCCCACCCACUUUGGGGCCAGGCCCACCCACUGGGGAGCCAGGCCCAGACAGUCAGAACAAGUUUUUCCCCACAAAAGGGCUUUAUUACAGACAGAAAUACUCCUCAGUUUCAUCAGCUGUCCGGGUGGCUGGUCUCAGACGAUCCCGCAGGUGAAGAAGCCGGAUGUGGAGGUCCUGGGCUGGCGUGGUUACACGUGGUCUGCGGUUGUGAGGCCGGUUGGACGUACUGUCGAAUUUUCUUAAACGACGUUGUGAUAGAGAAAUAAACAUUCAAUUCUCUGGCAAACAGCUCUGGUGGACAUUCCUGCAGUCAGCAUGCCAAUUGCACUCUCCCUCAAAACUUGAGAUAUCUGUGGCAUUGUGUUGUGUGCAAAACUGCACAUUUUAGAGUGGCCUUUUAUUGUCCCCAGCACAAGGUGCUCCUCUGUAAUGAUCAUGCCGUUUAAUAAGCUUCUUGAUAUACCACACCUGUCAGAUGGAUUGAUUAUUUUGGUAAGGGAGAAAUGCUCACUAACAGGGAUGUAAAUACAUUUGUGCACAGAAUUUGAGAGAAAUAAGCUUUUUGUGCAUAUGGAACAUUUCUGGGAUCUUUUAUUUCAGCUCAUGAAACAUGGCACCAACACUUUACAUUUACGUUUAUAUUUUUGUUCAGUACCAGUCAAAAGUUUGGACAUGUACUUAUUCAAGGGUUUUUCUUAAUUUUUACUAUUUUCUACAUAGUAGAAUAAAAGUGAAGACAUCAAAACUAUGAAAUAACACAUAUGGAAUCAUGUAGUAACCAAAAAAGUGUUAAAUCAAAAUAUAUUUUAGAUUUUAGAUUCUUCAAAGUAGCCACCCUUUGCCUUAAUGACAGCUUUGCACACUCUUGGCAUUCUCUCAACCAGCUUCACCUGGAAUGCUUUUCCAACAGUCUUGAAGGAGUUCCCACAUAUGCUGAGCGCUUGUUGGCUGCUUUUCCUUCACUCUGUGAUCCAACUCAUCCCAAACCAUCUCAAUUGGGUUGAGGUCGGGUGAUUGUGGAGGCCAGGUCAUCUGAUGCAGCAUUCCAUCACUCUCCUUCUUGGUCAAAUAGCCCUUACACAGCCUGGAGGUGUGUUGGGUCAUUGUCCUGUUGAAAAUCAAAUAAUAGUCCCGCUAAGCGCAAGUCAGAUGGGAUGGCGUAUCACUGCAGAAUGCUGUGGUAGCCAUGCUGGUUAAGUGUGCCUUGAACUCUAAAUAAAUCACAGACAGUGUCACCAGCAAAGCAUCAUCACACCUCCUCCUCCAUGCUUCACGGUGGGAACCACACAUGCAGAGAUCAUCCGUUCACCUACUCUGCGUCUCACAAAGACACGGCAGUUGGAACCAAAAAUCUCAAAUUUGGACUCAUCAGACCAAAGGACAUAUUUCCUACCUGUCUAAUGUUCAUUGCUGGUGUUUCUUGGCCCAAGCAAUCUCUUCUUAUUAUUGGUGUCCUUUAGUAGUGGUUUCUUUGCAGCAAUUCGACCAUGAAGGCCUGAUUCACGCAGUCUCCUCUGAACAGUUGAUGUUGAGAUGUGUCUGUUACUUGAACUCUGUGAAGCAUUUAUUUGGGCUGCAAUUUCUGAGGCUGGUAACUCUAAUGAACUUAUCCUCUGCAGCAGAGGUAACUAUGGGUCUUCCUUUCCUGUGGCGGUCCUCAUGAGAGCCAGUUUCAUCAUAUCGCUUGAUGGUUUUUCCGACUGCACUUGAAGAAACUUUCAAAGUUCUUGACAUUUUCCGGAUUGACUGACCUUCAGGUCUUAAAGUAAUGAUGGACUGUCGUUUCUCUUUGCUUAUUUGAGCUGUUCUUGACAUAAUAUGGACUUGGUCUUUUACCAAAUAGGGCUAUCUUCUGUAUACCACCCCUACCUUGUCACAACACAACUGAUUGGCUCAAAGGCAUUAAGAAGAAAAUAAAUUCCACAAAUUAACUUUUAAGAAGGCACACCUGUUAAUUGAAAUGCAUUCCAGGUGACUACCUCAUGAAGCUGGUUGAGAGAAUGCCAAGAGUGUGCAAAGCUGUCAUCAAGGCAAAGGGUGGCUACUUCGAAGAAUCUCAAAUAUAAAAUAUAUUUUGAUUUGUUUAAAACUUUUUUGGUUACUACAUGAUUCCAUAUGUGUUAUUUCAUAGUUUUGAUGUCUUCACUAUUAUUCUACAAUGUAGAAAAUAGUAAAAAUAAAGAAAAACCCUGGAAUGAGUAGGUGUGUCCAAACUUUUGACUGGUACUGUAUAUAGGUGAUCCUCGGACAAGGUUUUUUUCAUUGUCUUUGUGUGUUGGUGUUGGUGUGUGUGUGUGUGUGUGUGUGUGUGUGUGUGUGUGUGUGUGUGUGUGUGUGUGUGUGUGUGUGUGUGAGAGAGUGCAGGGCUCUGUGUGUGCCGUCAGCUCCGAGUGUUUGCCUCCAGCAGUAAGGAUGGAACCGUUCGCAUCUGGGAUGAAGAGAACCGCCUCCUCAGGUCAGUCAAUGUGUUUGUGUGUGUCCCUUAUGGAAAAAAACACAUGAAUUUCACAUGUGAACACGUGUGAUCACAUCUUAUGUGAAGUUAAUGUGAUAACGUGAAGAGUUCCAAAAACACAUUUUCACGUGAUUUCACAUGUGAUUUUCAUGUGGUUUUUCUGUAAGGGGUGUGUGUGUGUUAGUAAUUUCUGCAGUCUUUGUCCCUCUAAGAACCCUCCAGCUGAGUGCGGAGCCUGAGUGUCUGGCCUACAGUGGGGAGAGGGGAGAUCUGCUGCUAGGCAUCAGAGGGGACCUGUAUAGGAUUCGCUGCGCCCACCUGCUGCCACAUGACUUCCAGCUACGGGUAUACUGACUGGGGGGGAAGAGGUGGUGAAGUACUGGGGAGAGGUGGUGAGGACAGACUGGUGUUUUGUGGUGGUCCUAGUGUGGCUCAGUGGGUAGAGCAUGGUGCUUGCAAUGCCAGGGUCAUGGGUUCGAUUUCCGCAGGGGCCACCCGUAUGAAAAUCGAUGCACGCACUACUGUAAGUCGCGUUUGAUAAAAGCGUCUGCUAAAUGGCUUAUGUAUGGGUCUUGGAGGGUGAAUACGUGUUUAGGCAUUUUCAGAGAGAAAAUGUAGUUAGGUUUAGCUAAAUGUUUUUGAUUAAGUGUGCUUACUGUGUAAUGAUACCUUGCUGUGCUUAUGCUCUGUAUACAUCCAAAGCUCCUUUGUACUGAGAUGUCAAAUCCUAUCCCUGACUUGCCCAUAUCUCACACCCCAACAAGGACAAGCAAGACCAAGUAAGCUACCCUCCGUCUCUACAUAAUGUGACAUAAUGAACAUCAUAGACAAGUUAUAACUAUAUGUUUGUUACAGUAAAUGUGUAUAAACAGUAAAUCUAUAGAUUCCGUUCGCGCUGGUAAAUCUACAGAUUUACUGGGAAUCUGUAGAUCUCCCAGUAAAUGUGUAAAGAGAGACCUUUUGAGCAAUGGUAGGAUAUCAUGCCGAGUAGCUUGUGUGUGCACAGGGCGAAAGUGACAUUUUGGGCCAAAAUGUGUUAUCUAUAGAUUUACCGUUUUUAUUUACAUUUAUAUAAUAUUCAUGUUACAUUAACCGUAACCUAUACAUUAUAGAGUGUGUGACAUGCUUUUGUCUACCUUCAGGACUGUGGUCUCCCCCAUACCAGAGAAACAACCCAACGGAAAGCAGGACAUGACCAAAGAUCCAGUGAGUUUACCCAGAAUAUGAAAGAGAGAGAGAGCGCUUUGCAUGGAAAUGAGUGUAGAGGAGAGUGGGGUAAGUUGAGCCUUUUUUACAUUCAGCAUCACUUUUAUUCUCUGGUAUGGGGGAGACCACAGUCCUGAUGGUAGGCAAAAGCAUGUCACACACUCUAUAAUGUAUAGGUAAUGGUUAAUGUAACAUGAAUAUUAUAUAAAUGUAAAUAAAAACGGUAAAUCUAUAGAUAACACAUUUUGGCCCAAAAUGUCACUUUCGCCCUGUGUGCGGCUGCGUGCACACACAAGCUACUCGGCAUGAUAUCCUACCAUUGCUCAAAAGGUCUCUCUUUACACAUUUACUGGGAGAUCCACAGAUUACCAGUAAUUUUCACACCCUUUUUCGAUCUUGUCUCAUCGCUGCAACUCCCCAACGGGUUCUGGAGGCGAAGGUCGAGUCAUGCGUCCUCCGAAGCAUGACCCACCAAACCGCGCUUCUUAACAACCGCCCGCUUAACCCGGAAGCCAGCCGCAGUAAUGUGUCAGAGGAAACACCAUUCACCUGACGACCAAGGUCAGCCUGCAGGCGCCCGGCCCGCCACAGCCUGAUGAGCCAAGUAAAGCCCCCCCGGCCAAACACAGACGACUCUGGGCCAAUUGUACGCCGCCCUAUGGAACUCCCGAUCACGGCCAGUUGUGAUACAGCCCGGGAUCAAACCCGGGUCUGUAGUGACGCCUCUAGCACUGCGAUGCAGUGCCUUAGACCGCUGCGCCACUCGGGAGACUCAUAUUCAGCAUCACUAUAUCAAGAGAAAUAAAGUAUUCUUUCUAACAAAUAUACACUACAUGCGCAAAAGUAUGUGGACACCUGCUCAUCGAACAUCUCAUUCCAAAAUCAUGGGCAUUAAUAUAGAGUUGGUCCCCCUUUGCUGCUAUAACAUCAUAGAUCCAAGAUGGCGUAGUAGUGCAGUUGUGUUUUUAUCGUCUGUCUGUAAAUAGCCUGUAAAUACCCUAUUUUUCGUACAUAUUUCCCUAUCAGACUUUUCAUCCUUCUACAAGAUAUACUUUCCUGCAACCCGCCUCACUCAAUGUGGAACGGAUUCUAUUAUUGACUUACCUUUAUCUAGAAUCUAGAAUCUCCAGUUGAAACUAGCUAGCCAGCUAACUAGCUACUUGCUAUUUGCUAUUAGCCACAGCUAGCGGUGUUUCACCCAGAACAUUGGAUUUUUUUCUGCGGGAUUAAUUUUAAUCACUGGACAUUGAUCACCGGAUAUUCGGCCAGUCUGCACAGCGCGUUAUCGACCCAGAACAUAUCAGUUUUUCCGCCGGAAUCACUGAAUCACUGGACCUUUAACUCCGGAUUCAUCGCUACCAGCUAGCUACCACCAGCCAGCUACAACAAAACGGACGCUGUGGUCUGGCUAAUCAUCCUGAGCUAGGCCCAUCGCCCAUCUCCCGGCUAUCUACCUCUCUGUCAACCGGACGGGACCACCUAGUGUUGACACGGAGCCCCGCCGAUCCUACACGACUGGUCUGCCGACGAAAUCGUCUGAUGUGGUUACGACGUUAACCACGAAGAUUCCAUCCAUCUGCUAGCCCUGGCCCGCUAGCACACGCUAGCCGUGGCCUCUUACUAGUGCUUCACCACCGGACCUUAUGAUAACUCAGCUAUACAGCUGAUAUCUGCUGGACUGUUCCUUUUUACGGUACUACAUCCUGUUUAUGUUUAGCCUCAGCCCAAACAUGGUUAGUUUAUUGUUGUUUCGGUUAUUUCUAAUUGUACUAUAUCACUGUAGACCCCCCCAGCCUAGCUAAACCUGCCUUAGAUAGCUCCUUUGCCCCUCCCCCUAUACACGCGGAGACCGACUCAAUUGAUGCCUCCAGCGAUGCUAUCUCUUUCAUUGUUACCCAACGCUUAGGUUUACCUCCACUUUACUCAUAUCCUUCCAUAUCCUUGUCUGUACAUAAUGCCCUGAAUCUUUUCUAUAACACCCGGAAAUCUGCCCCCUUUAUUCUAUGUACCCAACGCACUAGAAGACCAGUUCUUAAAGCCUUUAGCCGUAUCCUUAUUCUAGUCCUCCUCUGUUCCUCUGGUGAUGUAGAGGCUAACCCAGGCCCUGCAGCCCUCAGUAUCACUCCUACUCCCCAGGCGCUAUCAUUUGAUGACUUCUGUAAUCGCAAAAGUCUUGGUUUCUUGCACAUAAAUAUCAGAAGUCUACUUCCUAAGUUUGAGUUAUUCACUGCGUUAGCACACUCUGCCAACCCUGAUGUUCUAGCAGUGUCUGAAUCCUGGCUCAGGAAGGCCACCAAAAAUUCUGAAAUUUCCAUCCCCAACUAUAACAUUUUCCGUCUAGAUAGAACUGCCAAAGGGGGUGGAGUUGCAAUCUACUGUAGAGAUAGCCUGCAGAGCUCUAUCAUACUAUCCAGGUCUGUGCCCAAACAGUUUGAGCUUCUACUUCUAAAAAUCCACCUUUCCAGAAAUAAGUCUCUCACUGUUGCCGCUUGCUACAGACCCCCCUCAGCCCCCAGCUGUGCCCUGGAUACCAUAUGUGAAUUGAUUGCCCCCCAUUUAUCCUCAGAGUUUGUACUGCUUGGUGACCUAAAUUGGGAUAUGCUUAAUACCCCAGCCAUCCUACAAUCCAAGCUAGAUGCCCUCAACCUCACGCAAAUUAUCAACGAACCUACCAGGUACAACCCUAAAUCCGUAAACAUGGGUACCCUCAUAGAUAUCAUCCUGACUAACAUACCCUCUAAAUACACCUCAGCUGUCUUCAACCAGGAUCUCAGCGAUCACUGCCUUAUUGCCUGCGUCCGUAACGGGUCCGCGGUCAAACGACCACCCCUCAUCACUGUCAAACGCUCCCUAAAACACUUUAGCGAGGAGGCCUUCCUAAUUGACCUGGCCCAGGUAUCCUGGAUGGAUAUAGAUCUCAUUCCGUCAGUAGAGGAUGCCUAGUUGUUCCUUAAAAGUAAUUUCCUCUCAAUCUUAAAUAAACAUGCCCCAUUCAAAAAAUACAGAACUAAGAACCGAUAUAGCCCCUGGUUCUCCUCAGACUUGACUGCCCUUGACCAGCACAAAAACAUCCUGUGGCGUACAGCAUUAGCAUCAAAUAGCCCCCGCGAUAUGCAACUUUUCAGGGAAGUUAGGAACCAAUAUACACAAGCAGUCAGGAAAGCAAAGGCUAACUUUUUCAAACAGAAAUUUGCAUCCUGUAGCACUAACUCCAAAAAGUUUUGGGACACUGUAAAGUCCAUGGAGAAUAAGAGCACUUCCUCCCAGCUGCCCACUGCACUGAGGCUAGGAAACACUAUCACCACCGAUAAAUCUACAAUAAUCGAGAAUUUCAACAAGCAUUUUGCUACAGCUGGCCAUGCUUUCCAUCUGGCUACCACUAACCCGGCCACCAACUCUGCACCCUCUGCUGCAACUUGCCCAUGCCCCCCCCCGCUUCUCCUUCACACAAAUUCAGACAGCUGAUGUUUUGAAAGCGCUGCAAAAUCUGGACCCCUACAAAUCAGCUGGGCUAGACAAUCUGGACCCUUUCUUUCUAAAACUAGCUGCCGAAAUUGUCGCUACCCCUAUUACUAGUCUGUUCAACCUCUCUUUCAUAACGUCUGAGAUCCCCAGAGAUUGGAAAGCUGCCGCGGUCAUCCCCCUCUUCAAAAGGGGUGACACUCUAGAUCCAAAUUGCUACAGACCUAUAUCCAUCCUGCCCUGCCUUUCGAAAGUAUUCGAAAGCCAAGUUAACAAACAGAUCAUCGACCAUUUCGAAUACCACCGUACCUUCUCCGCUAUGCAAUCCGGUUUCCGAGCUGGUCACGGGUGCACUUCAGCCACGCUCAAGGUCCUAAACGAUAUUAUAACCGCGAUUGAUAAUAGACAGUACUGUGCAGCCGUCUUCAUCGACCUGGCCAAGGCUUUCGACUCUGUCAACCACCGCAUUCUUAUUGGCAGACUAAAUAGCCUUGGUUUCUCAAAUGACUGCCUCGCCUGGUUCACCAACUACUUCUCAGAUAGAGUUCAGUGUGUCAAAUCGAAGGGCCUGUUGUCUGGACCUAUGGCAGUCUCUAUGGGGGUGCCACAGGGUUCAAUUCUUGGGCCGACACUUUUCUCCGUGUAUAUCAAUGAUGUCGCUCUUGCUGCUGGUGACUCUCAGAUCCACCUCUACGCAGACAACACCAUUUUGUAUACAUCUGGCCCUUCAUUGGACACUGUGUUAACAAACCUCCAAACGAGCUUCAAUGCCAUACAACAAUCCUUCAGUAGCCUCCAACUGCUCUUAAACACUAGUAAAACUAAAUGCAUCCUUUUCAAUCGAACGCUGCUGGCACCCGCCCACCCGACUAGAAUCACCACUCUCGACGGGUCUGACCUAGAGUAUGUGGACAACUACAAAUACCUAGGUGUCUGGUUAGACUGUAAACUCAACUUCCAGACUCACAUAAAGAAUCUCCAAUCCAAAGUUAAAUCUAGAAUCGGCUUCCUAUUUCGCAACAAAGCCUCCUUCACUCAUGCUGCCAAACAUGCCCUCGUAAAACUGACUAUCCUACCGAUCCUUGACUUCGGCGAUGUCAUUUACAAAAUAGCCUCCAACACUCUACUCAGCAAAUUGGAUGUAGUCUAUCACAGUGCCAUCCGUUUUGUCUCCAAAGCCCCAUACACUACCCACCACUGUGACCUGUACGCUCUUGUUGGCUGGUCCUCACUACAUGUUCGUCGUCAAACCCACUGGCUCCAGGCCAUCUAUAAAUCACUGCUAGGCAAAUCCCCGCCUUAUCUUAGCUCAUUGGUCACCAUAGCAGCACCCACCCGUAGUCUGCGCUCCAGCAGGUAUAUCUCACUGGUCAUUCCCAAAGCCAACACCUCCUUUGGCCGCCAUUCCUUCCAGUUCUCUGCUGCCAAUGACUGGAACGAAUUGCAAAAAUCUCUGAAGCUGGAGACUCUUAUCUCCCUCAAUAACUUUAAGCAUCAGUUGUCAGAGCACCUUACCGAUCACUGCACCUGUACACAGCCCAUCUGAAAUUAGCCCACCCAACUACCUCAUCCCUAUAUUGUUAUUUAUUUUGCUCUUUUGCACCCCAGUAUCUCUAUUUGCACAUAAUCUCUUGCACAUCUAGCAUUCCAGUGUUAAUACUAUUGUAAUUAUUCUGCACUAUAGCCUAUUUAUUGCCAUACCUCCAUAACUUGCUACAUUUGCACACACUGUAUAUAUAUUUUCUGUUGUAUUUCUGACUUUAUGUUUUUUACCCCAUAUGUAACUCUGUGUUGUUUUUUAUUGCACUACUUUGCUUGAUCUUGGCCAGGUCGCAGUUGUAAAUGAGAACCUGUUCUCAACUGGCUUACCUGGUUAAAUAAAGGUGAAAUAAAUAAAAAUAAAAAUAACAGCCUCCACUCUUAUGCGAAGGCUUUCCACUAGAUGUUGGAACAUUGCUGCGGGGACUUGCUUCCAUUCAGCCACAAGAGCAUUAGUGAGGUCGGGCACUGAUGUUGGGGCGAUUAGGCCUGGCUCGCAGUCGGCGUUCCAAUUCAUCCCAAAGGUGUUCGAUGGGGUUGAGGUCAGUGCUCUGUGCAGGCCAGUCAAGUUCUUCCACACUGAUCUCGACAAACCAUUUCUGUAUGGACCUCGCUUUGUGCACGGGGGCAUUGUAUGCUGAAACAGGAAAGGGCCUUCCCCCAAACUGUUGCCACAAAGUUGGAAGCACAGAAUCGUCUAGAAUUUAAUUGUAUGCUGUAGCAUUAAGAUUUCCCUUCACUGGAACUAAGGGGCUUAGCCCGAACCAUGAAAAACAGCCCCAGACCAUUAUUCCUCUUCCACCAAACUUUACAGUUGGCACUAUGCAUUGGGGCAGGUAGCGUUCUCCUGGCAUCCGCCAAACCCAGAUUUGUCCGUCGGACUUCCAGAUGGUGAAGCGUGAUUCAUCACUCCAGAGAACGCGUUUCCACUGCUCCAGAGUCCAAUGGCGGCAAGCUUUACACCACUCCAGCUGACGCUAGGCAUUGCGCAUGGUGAUCUUAGGCUUAAUCCACUAAUUUCAAGGUUGUCCACAUCUACAUAUAUAUCAGAAUGUUGUGUGUCCCUGAAAAUAAUCAGAAUUCAUGUAAACAAAACCGUUUUGAAAACAUAGCUUGUACAAAAAAAGUGGUCUCUUGGCACAACUUACCCCGGGUAUGGGGUAAGUUGAGCAUAGGGACUGGGUAAAUUAAGCCGCCUUGGGGUAAGUGGGUGAUGGUGCUGGUAGGUCAAAGUUUAAUUCAUGGAAUGGGGGUGUGGUAUAUUGUAUAUCUUAAAUGUAGGCUUACAUUCAGAUAUACAGUGGGGAGAACAAGUAUUUGAUACACUGCCGAUUCUGCAGGUUUUCCUACUUACAAAGCAUGUAGAGGUCUGUCAUUUUUAUCAUAGGUACACUUCAUCUGUGAGAGACGGAAUCUAAAACAAAAAUCCAGAAAAUCACAUUGUAUGAUUUUUAAGUAAUUAAUUUGCAUUUUAUUGCAUGACAUAAGUAUUUGAUACAUCAGAAAAGCAAACAAAGGUUUCUGGUACAGAAACCUUUGUUUGCAAUUACAGAGAUCAUACGUUUCCUGUAGGUCUUGACCAGGUUUGCACACACUGCAGCAGGGAUUUUGGCCCACUCCUCCAUACCUUCUCCAGAUCCUUCAGGUAUCGGGGCUGUCGCUGGGCAAUACGGACUUUCAGCUCCCUCCAAAGAUUUUAUAUUGGGUUCAGGUCUGGAGACUGGCUAGGCCACCAGGACCUUGAGAUACUUCUUAUGGAGCCACUCCUUAGUUGCCCUGGCUGUGUGUUUCGGGUCGUUGUCAUGCUGGAAGACCCAGCCACGACCCAUCUUCAAUGUUCUUACUGAGGGAAGGAGGUUGUUGGCCAAGAUCUCGCGAUACAUGGCCCAUCCAUCCUCCCCUCAAUACGGUGCAGUCGUCCUGUCCCCUUUGCAGAAAAUCAUCCCCAAAUAAUGAUGUUUCCACCUCCAUGCUUCACGGUUGGGAUGGUGUUCUUGGGGUUGUACUCAUAAUAAAUUAUAAAUUGGUCAUUUAGCAGACGCUCUUAUCCAGAGCGACUUACAGGAGCAAUUAGGGUUAAGUGCCUUGCUCAAGGGCACAUCGACAGGUUUUUCACCUAGUCGGCUCGGUGAUUAGAACCAGCCACCUUUCGGUUACUGGCACAACGCUCUUAACCACUAAGCUACCUGCCUCAUCCUUCUUCUUCCUCCAAACACGGCGAGUGGAGUUUAGACCAAAAAGCUCUAUUUUUGUCUCAUCAGACCACAUGACCUUCUCCCAUUCCUCCUCUGGAUCAUCCAGAUGGUCAUUGGCAAACUUCAGACGGGCCUGGACAUGCGCUGGCUUGAGCAGGGGGACCUUCGUGCGCUGCAGGAUUUUAAUCCAUGACGGCGUAGUGUGUUACUAAUGGUCUCUCUUCAGGUCAUUGACCAGGUCCUGCCGUGUAGUUCUGGGCUGAUCCCUCACCUUCCUCAUGAUCAUUGAUGCCCCACGAGGUGAGAUCUUGCAUGGAGCCCCAGACCGAGGGUGAUUGACCGUCAUCUUGAACUUCUUCCAUUUUCUAAUAAUUGCGCCAACAGUUGUUGCCUUCUCACCAAGCUGCUUGCCUAUUGUCCUGUAGCCCAUCCCAGCCUUGUGCAGGUCUACAAUUGUAUCCCUGAUGUCCUUACACAGCUCUCUGGUCUUGGCCAUUGUGUAGAGGUUAGAGUCUGUUUGAUUGAGUGUGUGGACAGGUGUCUUUUAUACAGGUAACGAGUUCAAACAGGUGCAGUUAAUACAGGUAAUGAGUGGAGAACAGGAGGGUUUCUUAAAGAAAAACGAACAGGUCUGUGAGAGCCGGGAUUCUUAUUGGUUGGUAGGUGAUCAAAUACUUAUGUCAUGCAAUAAAAUGCAAAUUAAUUACUUAAAAAUCAUAGAAUGUGAUUUUCUGGAUUUUUUUAGAUUCCGUCUCUCACAGUUGAAGUGUACCUAUGAUAAAAAUUACAGACCUCUACAUGCUUUGUAAGUAGGAAAACCUGCAAAAUCGGCAGUGUAUCAAAUACUUGUUGUCCCCACUUUAGAUCUCUGUGUUCAAUAUUACUUACGCUUCCAUUUCUUGACCAGUUGUCUGGGACAGGGAUGUUGUUUUGAUGUGCCAAUUCGUAGGCAAGUUCUCUGCAUUUGAGGCUACUAAACCCAUGAAAGUGGUCAGCGAAAUUCUUGAUAUGUUUAGCAAGCCCAGACUCCAUGUAAAUAAACGCAUAUUCGUCUCCUUUUCAGCACCAAUUGGUAGAUUUUUAAAUACUCUGAUCUUGAAUAUUAUUUAGAGUUAGGAAAGUAUUUAUGAAUAAUAAAAAAACAGGUUUGGAGAGCCUUUACCCACAAAAUAUAUUGAUGAAUCUUGAAAGUUGCCAUAUUAAAUUGUUCAAUCCAUGAAAUAUUCGAAGGUGAGAAAAGUGUACAAUAGGGGUUGAAAAGUAGUCCUAUAAAUCGACCCUAAUAAUCCUCACUAAUCAUGGAACUGUGAUGACAAUGGUCCAAUCGUCGUGAACCGUGCGCCAACUCCAGGUUUAAACUGCUACCUACAGUACGUAUGGUCUGCCUUCCAUAAUGAUUGAAAUAGGCUACAUGUCCCAAAUUAUUGCACAACUUAUAAUGCGUUAGGCUAAUAUGAUCCACUAUUGCUAGUGAUCCUCAGGAACAACCACACGAACGUGACAGCGGAAAGAAAGGUAAACUAACGAUGUAAUGGAAUGAUGCCAAAUGUAAGGAAACUGACACUAAAGUCAGUGACAGUUAUAAAUGUAUGUGAGUAUAACUGACGGUGGCUACCGAUAGUGGCUAAUAUUUAACACGAUACAAAUUGUUUAAAAAAAUACAGUGAAAAGUCUGGGCAUAUAAUUAAAACAUUCUAGAAAUCAUAAAUCAACUCUGUAGGUUUGGCGCAGUAUUGUCAUUUUCACAUGGCUACAGAAGCCUAUAGUUUGCGUCUCCAAAUUUCAUCCGAAGUUAUAAGGCCAGCAUUUCAGAAACUUCACUGUGGAAAAGGAGAUAUGUUGAUAUGAUUCAGUUUGCUGCCAUAUGACUGGUUUCACAUUUGUCUCCAGAGAUCAUAAGGUAAAAUAGAUCUAAAACAAUUGUAAUUUAUAUUUACAAUCCCCUUAUCCAAAUGGCUUACUCAUUUACCUAGCUCUUAUCAAUAGCUCUUAUCAAUUUAUAAAUAACAGUGCAUGGAGAAUGGUGUUAUUUCUAUCGGGAAAAAAAUAAGUAGAUGUUGUCCCACUUGGAACCGACAGGUUAGUACACCUUAUUCAUAAUUUAAUCGCCCGUAAAGGUGGUGGAAUUAUGAGGGAAUUAAGUCAAGGUCAGAAUACGGUGUAUAAAUAAUAAAUAAUUAGUCAUUUAGCAGACGCUCUUAUCCAGAGUGACUUACAGGAGCAAUUAGGGUUAAGUGCCUUGCUCAAGGGCACCGACAGAUUUUUCACCUAAUCAGCUCGGGGAUUAGAACCAGCGACCUUUCGGUUACUGGCACAACGCUCUUACCCACUAAGCUACCUGCCGCCCUUGGCGGAGGUGUAUCUGUAGACACACCUCCGCCACACCUUCAUUUCUUUGAUUUUCACCCCCAACGAAUAGCGGGUGAAUAGCAUGCUAUUCUCAUGCUUAAGUUAAAGGUCAGACUCUUACUCAGUACUUUGUUGAAGCACCUUUGGCAGCGAUUACAGCCUCGAUUAUUCUUGGGUAAGACGCUACAAGCUUGGCACACCUGUAUUUGGGAAGUUUCUCCUAUUCUUCUCUGCAGAUCCUCUCAAGCUCUGUCAGGUUGGAUGGGGAGCGUCGCUGCACAGCUAUUUUUAGGUCUCUCCAGAGAUGUUCGAUCGGGUUCAAGUCCGGGCUCUGGCUGGGCCACUCAAGGACAUUCAGAGACUUGUCCCGAAGCCACUCCUGCAUUGUCUUGGCUGUGUGCUUAGGGUCAUUGUCCUGUUGGAAGGUGAACCUUCGCCCCAGUCUGAGGUCCUGAGCGCUCUGGAGCAGGUUUUCAUCAAGGAUCUCUCUGUACUUAGCUCCGUUCGUCUUUCCCUCGAUCCUGACUAGUCUCCCAGUCCCUUCCGCUGAAAAACAUCCCCACAGCAUGAUGCUGCCACCACCAUGCUUCACAGUAGGGAUGGUGGCAGGUUUCCUCCAGACGUGACGCUUGGCAUUCAGGCCAAAGAGUUCAAUAUUGGUUUCAUCAGACCAGAGAAUAUUGUUUCUCAUGGUCUGAGAGCCUUUAAGGUGCCUUUUGGCAAACUCCAAGCGGGCUGUCAUGUGCCUUUUACUGAGGAGUGGCAUCGGUCUGGCCACUCUACCAUAAAGGCCUGAUUGGUGGAGUGCUGCAGAGAUGGUUGUCCUUCUGGGAGGUUCUCCCAUCUCCACAGAGGAACUCUGGAGCUCUGUCAGAGUGACCAUCGGGUUCUUGGUCACCACCCUGACCAAGGCCCUUCUCCCCCGAAUGCUCAGUUUGGCCUGGCGGCCAGCUCUAGGAAGAGUCUUGGUGGUUCCAAACUUCUUCCAUUUAAGAAUGAUGGAGGCCACUGUGUUCUUGGGGACCUUCAAUGCUGCAGAAAUGUUUUGGUACCCGUCCUUAGAUCGGUGCCUGACACAAUCCUGUCUCAGAGCACUACGGACAAUUCCUUCGACCGCAUGGCUUGGUUUUUGCUUUGACAUGCACUGUCAACUGUGGGACCUUAUAUAGACAGGUGUGUGCCUUUCCAAAUCAUGUCCAAUCAAUUGAAUUGACCACAGGUGGACUCCAAUCAAGUUGUAGAAACAUCUCAAGGAUGAUCAAUGGAAACAGGAUGCACCUGAGCUCAAUUUCGAGUCGCAUAGCAAAUGGUCUGAAUACUUAUGUAAAAAAGGUAUUUCUGUUUUUUAUUUUCUAUAAAUUAGCAAACAUUUCUAAAAACCUGUUUUUCGCUUUGUCAUUAUGGGGUAUUGUGUGUAGAUUGAUGAGGUAAAACAUUUUUUUAUUCAUUUUUGAAUAAGGCUGUAACGUAACAAAAUGUGGAAAACUUUCAGAAUGCACUGUAUAUUAGCCCAUACAGCUACAAGGAUGCACUUUCAUGCUAGGUUUAGGACCUCAUAUUGUAGCUUAUAGAGACCCCAACUGAUGUAUAAAACAAUCUUAAAACGAUCUACUUUGGUUUAGAUACAAGCGUCAUGAAACCUAUAUCACAAUAAAUGCAUUUGACUUUGUGAAAACGUUUUUGGGACGUAACUUGCUUACCACUUUUUCCAUGUAGUUUCUUUCUUCACAGACUCCAUGAAAUGAUGACCCCUUCCUAAAUAUUUGGUCACAUUAAUUUUGUGCAUGGUUUCCUAGAAACAAGGUGUGGCUCAACUAACCCUUUGGCUCAACGUACCCCACUCUCCACUAUUAUUUUUUAGAUUUGAUCCGUUUGUUUGAUAUAUUUGUGUGUUCCCAUACCUAAUGUACCAGUGGUGUAAUGACAGUUUCUCCUCCCUGUUCCUGUCCAUCAGGAGUAUGAGGCGCUGCUGGCUCGGAACAGAGACCUGGCCUCCCUCCAGGAAGGCACCACAGAGAGAAGGAAGAGGAAACCUCCCACCAUGCUGAAAACCAGGAAGGAGGCCUUCGACCACUAUAUGAGGAUCAUCUACAGCCAGCCCCUCAACAUUAAGGUUCCUUAAACUGAGAACAAUUAGCUACAAGAUGAUUGGGGUAGGAAUGUACUCUGUGUCACGACCGUCUAUAAAGGGAGCAGACCAAUACGCAGCGCGUUGAGUGAACAUGAUGACUUUAAUUGAUAAAGCACGUAACUACAAAACAAAAGACGAUAGUGAAGUCCAACAGUGACAAAUACUGAACCUGGAACAAAAACCCACCCCCUCAUGAGAACACAAAUAGUUUAAAUAUGGCUCCCAAUCAGAGAUAACGAGCCGACAGCUGACACUCGUUACCUCCGAUUGGGAGUCACACGACACCACAAUUAACUCACCCAAAACACAACCAACCGAAUACACCCUAUACAACAAACCCCACAACAAAACCCAACAAAACAAAUACACCCUGGCUCAAAUACAAAAGUCCCGGAGCCAGAGUGUCACAGUACCCCCCCCUAAAGGUGCGCACUCCGGGCGCACCAGCAUACAGUCUAGGGGAGGGUCUGGGUGGGCGUCUGUCCACGGUGGCGGUUCUGGCCCUGGUCGUGGUCCCCACCCCACCUUAGUCACCACCCGCUUCCCUAGCCUCCUCCACAUGACCACCCUCCAACUUACCCCACCUGGAUUUAGGGGCAGCACCGGGCUAAGGGACAGCACCUGGCUAAGGGGCAGCACCGGACUAAGAGGCAGCACCAGGAUAAGGGGCAGCACCGGGCUAAGGGACAGCAUCGGGCUAAGGGACAGCCCCGGACUCAAUGGCGGAUCCUGGCUGGCUGGCUCUGGCGGAUCCUGGCUGGACGGCUCUGGCGGAUCCUGGCUGGACGGCUCAUGGCUGGCUGACGGAUCUGGCUGCUCAUGGCUGGCUGACGGAUCUGGCUGCUCAUGGCUGGCUGACGGAUCUGGCUGCUCAUGGCUGGCGGAAGGCUCUGGCUGAUCCUGUCUGGCGGAAGGCUCUGGCUGAUCCUGUCUGGCGGAAGGCUCUGGCUGAUCCUGUCUGGCGGAAGGCUCUGGCUGAUCCUGUCUGGCGGAAGGCUCUGGCUGAUCCUGUCUGGUGGAAGGCUCUGGCUGAUCCUGUCUGGCGGAAGGCUCUAGCGGCUCCGGUCUGGCGGACGGCUCUGAAGGGUCAUGGCAGACGGGCGGCUUAUGCAGCGCUUGGCAGACGGACAGUUCAGACGGCGUUGGGCAGACAGGCAGUUCAGGCGCCGUUGGGCAGACGGGCAGUUCAAUCGCCGUUGGGCAGACGGGCAGUUCAGGGCCCCGUUGGGCAGACGGCAGACUCUGGCCCCGUUGGGCAGACGGCAGAACUCUGGCCGUCUGAGGCGCACUAUAGGCCUGGGGCGUGGUGCCGGAACUGGGGGUCCCGGGCUGAGGACACGCAUCUCAGGGCUAUGCGGGGGAAGGAACAGGGCCGGGACCGGGCUGGCGACGCGCCCGUAGUUUUUGGGGCGGUGGCAUGAACAGGCCGGGUCGGGCUGGCGACGCGCACCGUAACUUUGGUUUUCGGGUGGCAGGAACAGGCCGGGUCGGGCUGGGGACGCACACCGUAGGGUUAUUUCGUGAAGCAGAAAGGCCGGGCUGGGCUGGCGACGCACACCGUAGGUUCUGUGCGUGGAGCAGGAACAGGCCCGGGCGGGGGUGGCGACGCACACCGUAGGUUCUGUGCGUGGAGCAGGAAAAGCCGGCUGGGCUGGCGACGCACAACCGUAGGUUCUGUGCGUGGAGCAGGAACAGGCCGGGCAGGGCUGGCGACGCACACCGUAGGUUCUGUGCGUGGAGCAGGAACAGGCCGGGCUGGGCUGGCGACGCACACCGUAGGUUCUGUGCGUGGAGCAGGAACAGGCCGGGCUGGGCUGGCGACGCACACCGUAGGUUCUGUGCGUGGAGCAGGAACAGGCCGGGCUGGGCUGGCGACGCACACCGUAGGUUCUGUGCGUGGAGCAGGAACAGGCCGGGCUGGGCUGGCGACGCACACCGUAGGUUCUGUGCGUGGAGCAGGAACAGGCCGGGCAGGGCUGGCGACGCACACCGUAGGUUCUGUGCGUGGAGCAGGAACAGGCCGGGCUGGGCUGGCGACGCACACCGUGGGCUUGGUGCGUGGAGUAGGAACAGCCCGGUCCGUACUGGGAACACACACCACUGGCCUUAACUGAGGAUCAGGAACGGGCCGGACCGGACUGGUAACACACAUCAGUCUCUCACGCCGUGCCGCAACAACUUCCCUUCCUCUACUCGCCAAUGGCUCCCGUAAUCCGAUAGCCUUCUCUCCACGUCUCCCUGUGGCAGCCUCCUGCUGCCCAGCCGCCCAAGCCAUGUGCCCCCCCCAAAAAACUUUUUGGGGUUGCCUCUCGUCCCUCCGACGAUGGCCCUGCCGACGCCGUUGCUCCUCUCUCCGUCGCCUCUCCACUGUCUCGCUCCAUGGACGGCGAUCCAUCCCCUCCAGGAUUUCCUCCCAAGUCCAGGACCCCUUUCCGUCCAAAAUCUCCUCCCAUGUCCAUGAAUCCUUUGGAGCUGGGUCCUGUUGCCGCUUGACACGCUGCUUGGUCCUCUUAUGGUGGGUUUUUCUGUCACGACCGUCUAUAAAGGGAGCAGACCAAUACGCAGCGCGUUGAGUGAACAUGAUGACUUUAAUUGAUAAAGCACGUAACUACAAAACAAAAGACGAUAGUGAAGUCCAACAGUGACAAAUACUGAACCUGGAACAAAAACCCACCCCCUCAUGAGAACACAAAUAGUUUAAAUAUGGCUCCCAAUCAGAGAUAACGAGCCGACAGCUGACACUCGUUACCUCCGAUUGGGAGUCACACGACACCACAAUUAACUCACCCAAAACACAACCAACCGAAUACACCCUAUACAACAAACCCCACAACAAAACCCAACAAAACAAAUACACCCUGGCUCAAAUACAAAAGUCCCGGAGCCAGAGUGUCACACUCUGCCAAGUGGAGUCAGAGUGAUGAUAAAAGCUGUAUGUGCCCAUUUUUUUGAAUGUAGAGAGAAGAACCCAUAGCCUCACCUAUAAUGUAAUGUUUUAUGUGAAAGGACAAAUGUCUUUACUUGAGAGUGGGAAUGCAUUGUGGAUAUGCAGACUAAUGAACGUUUGUUCUGAUUAUAUCUCAGAUCGGGGAUGAGGACAUAUUUGAUCUUCAUGCAGUUCUGUUUCCUCCAAAACUACCUGACCGUCGACCAUUCACCCCACCCACCUUCAGGAAGGGCUUCUUCCCAAACCCCAACUUGGCCAAGCCCCUGCCACCCAUAACCAAGCCAGCGCAGGUGAGGGCCACUGGUUCAGUUUAGCAUAUAUGUCUGUUGUCCUCUACUUCCUGAAGCUAAGUAAUAGAUAGAUUGAGACAAAGUAACCACACCUCCCUUAGUCCUCUGUCUGUCCCCUUGCAGGAUGAGGAGCUAGAGCCAGCCCCAGCGCAGAGCAAUCCGGUGGGCUUCAUCCCUAACUCAGUGCUAGUGGGCCAACUGUGGCCAGACGUUGUGGUGGAAAACACAAUCCCCAAGCAACCAUUCAAACUGAGGGACGAGCUGGACUAUGAGGAGGAGGUGAGAGGAUGUUUACAGAGACCAGAUUCAGCAUCGGUUUUGCCUUCUAGAUCACAAUGUAUAAGAUUACAUGGACAUGUGGAGCUGAUCCUAGAUCAGCACUCCUACUCUGAGAUGCUUGAUACAUAUGGCCCCAGAAGAGGAGAAUCUGUGUAUGUUAUGUGAUAAGAUUGAGAGAAUCUCAAACAGGUUGUUGGUUUGGUUUUCUUCACAGAGUGAUACUGAAGAGGUUCAGUUGCUGGUGUAUGAGAGCGAUUACGAACUGGACAUAGGUUCCCCCAUACAGCUGGUGAAGACCCCUCCGAAAGAGGAGAGCCCCCCACCUCCAGAGAAGCCAGCCUACGUAAUGAGGGUGAGUGGUUUAUUAGCAACGCACAUGCCCCUCCCACCUUUGGAUCUCUUCUUUUCAGCCAUCCAUUUCCUGUGUUUGAAGGGUGCAGAAUCCACUUAUCGCUGAAAUCCCGCUGGAUUGAUGGCUUUAAUUUUACUCUUGCGACUCUUUCCCACUCUUGCCUGCGGCAUUUGUUUUUUCCCGUUCACGUAGCGACCGCGGAAACGUUUGUAAUGACCUGUCAAACACACUCCCAUAAUGGCUGAAAUGGGAUCAAUGGAAUACAUUGGCUUUCCGUGGCAUCUAUAAGAACUCUAACGCUUCGUUAGGGAUUUAGUGCACUGUCUCGACACUUACAUCACAAGAAAGAGAAGAAGGAUAACUUUAUUUUGGUGAGUGUUCAUUUUUUGUGCAAUUGAAGAAGUAAUGAUUUCGUACAGUUGAAAUGUUUACAAAUAUGAUGCGCUGAAAUGAAAGCAACUUCCAAAAAUGACCACUGAUUAUGGUGAUACUAUGUCUGAUCUCACAACAAUGUAAAGUAUGUUUAGAUAGAUGUCAACUAGAGCCAAGCGUUUUGAAAAGGAGAGCAAGUUUUUUAAAUUGUGUGGGUAUCCUUCUCUUGACACACUUGUUGAAUUAUGCAAGAGAACAUGACAACAGUAUUAAUGAGGAAGUCUAGAAAGUGCAGGUGAGCACAGGUAGGCCUAGACAGAGCAAGUUUUUGGUGGUGGCAGCCCUGUUCCACCCCUUUCUAUACAUUUAUUCAUGAAUGCAAAAUACACCUAGUGUAUAUAUGCAAAUCAGGCACAUACAAUUUUCUUUAUUUGAUCACAAAGUAAUAAAACAAUACCAGAUAUACAAAGAAAAUGUAUAUACUGCAUGAGUGCAUUAUAAGAAAAUAAAUAACAUUUGUACAAUAAAUUGAAUACCUGAAUUCCCACCAAAAUGCCUGAACUCCAUUAUUUGUCUGUGCAAGUACAAUGUUUUAUGUGCUAUAAUUCAGUCAAUAUGUAAUGGUUUUUUUAAAUUCUAAAAGUUUAGAGUAUCUUCAUUCAACUGUUGCACUUAUUAGAAUUGUUUUUUAAAAACAAUUUAGAUGACCGUUGCUAGUGGUGUAUGGUUAUAUGGCAGUGGUGCCCGGAAAUAUCGGAGGACGGCUCAUUGUAAUGUGUCACGAUCGUCAUACACAGUGGACCAAUGCGCAGCGUGAUUUGCGAACAUACUUAUUUAUUUCCACACGGAACAAAACAACAAAACGAUACGUGAAGUCCUAGGUAACAGACACAAAACCAACACGGAACAAGAUCCCACAAUACAAAAGUGCCAACUGGCUGCCUAAGUAUGGUUCCCAAUCAGAGACAACGAGAAUCAGCUGCCUCUGAUUGGGAACCACCCUGGCCAACAUGGAAAUACAACGAUCUAGAACAGAAACCUAGAAAACUACAACAUAGAAACUAACACCCUGGCUCAACAUAAGAGUCCCCAGAGCCAGGGCGUGACAUAAUGGCUGGAAUGGAAUAUGGGAUGGUACCAAACACAUGAAAACUGUGUGUUUGAUACUUUCCAUUCAUUCGAUUCCAUUCCAGCCAUCAUUAUGAGCCUGUCCUCCCUUCACCAGCCGCCUCUGGUAUGGGGGCUGUAUGAAGGGUAGCUGUCUUGUGUUCGUUGCCCGUAUCCACAAAGAGUCUCAAAGUAGGAGUGCUGAUCUAGGAUCUUUCCUUAUAAUGUUAUUUAUUAUGAUCUAAAAGACAAAACUGAUCCUAGAUCAGCACUCCUACUCUGAGAGGCUUUGUGCAUACAGGCCCAGGUCUGAUGAAUGUUAUGUGUUCCCCUUCUAGCCUCCAAAGGCUGUCCCUCCCACUAAGAUACCCAAACCGCCGAUCCCACCUCCCCCUAGAACCCCAACACCUCCCCGCACACCCACCCCCGAGAUCCCAGGAUUCCUUAAACAGUUUGUGGAGGAGGACUGGUUCAAGGAUAUCUACCCAGACCAAAGGGUGAGUCUUAUAACUGAAGCAAGCACACCAUUUUUCAUCCCAAAAAUUACCCUUAGUUCUAACUCAUUAUUCUACUGGGGAAGAUUCCUUAGAAACCCUGUAAUUCAGUGGUAUUCAAAGUCAGGGUCGCGCUGUGGAACUGGGACAAUAUACAAACGUUUUUGAGAAAGAUAAUGAAAAUACAAUUUUAUUGAGUAAAUGUAUUAAUUGGUUUCUUUUCAUUUUGAUAAGAGAUGAAAAUGUAAUGAAUUGAAGGUUAUUUGUUGAUGUAAAAAUCGAAAUGUACCGAUUUUAAGGUUGUGUCAUUAUUUGGGGAGGUGAAUACCACUGCUGUAAUUUAUCAGCUGCUCCUAUAGGUUUUUGUUGUCUGUAUUUUCUCUUUCAACAGGAAGUUUGCAUCCCAAAUGGCACCCUAUUCCCUAUUUAGUGCACUAUUUUCGAUUAUGAGAGCCCCCAUUGAGCUCUGGUCAAAAGUAUUGCACUAUAUAGAGAAUAGGGUGCCAUUUGGGACUAGGGCAAUGAGACUAAUGUUUUGGUGGUGUUCCUGUGUUUGUGAAGCGUAUCCGGCAGUCCCUGUGCCCUGAGGAGUUCUCCAUGCAGAUGCUGGACUACAUGCAGAGUUGUGGCGUCCAACAAAAGAUGAGGAUCCUGAGCGCGCUGCUCACUCUACGCAGACAGGGGGAGCUAGGUAACACAGACAAGCUCAGAAAGGGGCUUAUGGGUUCUCUACGCAACAACACCUCAUCAGAUAUGGUAUGUCCUCUCUUGUGGAAUUUGGUAUGCUUUGUAAUGUUGAAUCUGGGUUUAUUUCGCCAUUGUGAAUUUGGAUUUUAAACUGUCUUUGGGUUUGUGUGUAUGUGUGUGUUUCAGUCCGAUGAGGAGCAGCGAGUGGUGAGUGAAAUACUCAACGUGUUGGUGUGUCUGGGUCCCGAAAGCCAUGAGAUCAUUGUGGAGCUCCUCAAUCUACUGGCUCACAAAGAACUGGGGCUACAGUGAGUCUAUGCCGCACCAGUCUUUGUCUAUACACACUUUCAUUAAGGUCACCAUAGUAAGUCCUCAACUCUGCUUCCCUGUAAUGGUGAAUGCUGAGCUCUGAUUCAUCUGGCUGUGAUAGUGAGUGCCCUUGUCAAACGUAGUGCAAUAUAUAGGGAAUAGGGUGCCAUUUGGGUGGCAACCAGUGAAUGGUGACCUCUGUGUGUCUGGUCCUCCUGUUGGCAGGAAAACAGUGAUGUGCCUGCUGCAGGUGAUGGGCGUGGAGGAUGCUGACCCGUGGCUGGCCAUGGAGAUGGAUCCCUGGGACUCCAUG